Fusarium pseudograminearum CS3096 is the source of this 1524-nucleotide messenger RNA. RefSeq lists its product as uncharacterized. Lineage: Eukaryota; Fungi; Ascomycota; Sordariomycetes; Hypocreales; Nectriaceae. The transcript is spliced from 17 exons. The coding region runs from base 1 to 1524 and encodes 507 amino acids. The record is from RefSeq and is a predicted model, not a curated record.
AUGGGCCAAUACGGCUACCUGAUACCGGAUCGAUAUGUCCGGGAAGUCCCAAAUGAAGUCGAUAUGAAUACGGCCAGCAUCUUCUGGGGCUUUUCUCUCUGCGCUGCGGUUUUCACGUUGGCAAAAGGCACGCAGCAGAGUUGGCGCGCAUGGAAGAGGCGUCAUCGUGCCACGGCCUAUGUGGGAAUGAUUUGGGUGGUUUGGCUGAGUAGUAUGGUUCUUGGAUGUUUGGCUUGGGGAUUCCAACGACAGUAUAUCGCACCCAGCUUUGGGUUUUAUUUCUCGGUUGCAUUAUUCUGGGCACUGCAGGUCCAGUUUCUACUUCAAAUCAUCAUCAACCGAAUCGGUCUAUUAAUGGUCUCCAAGGCUCGCGCUAUCCGCCUGAAAUGGACCGUAUUUCUGAUAAUAUUGCUGGUUAAUAUCAGCGUCUUUGUUAUUUGGAUGCCAGCACGUCUUCAAAUUAAUGAUCGAUGGAUUCGGUUAAAUUCUAUCUGGGACCGAUGCGAAAAGGUUAUUUUUGCUGUCGUUGAUGGUGCUUUGAACGGCUACUUUAUCUACUUGGUCCGGUCACGUCUUAUCGAAAAUGGAUUGACCAAGUAUAUCCCACUGUAUCGGAUGAAUCUGGGACUUAUCGGUUUGUCUCUAUCAUUGGAUAUUGUUCUGGUUGGACUCAUGUCCUUGCCAAGUAGCUUGGUCUACCUCUCAUUCCAUCCUGUCGCUUACCUCUUGAAACUCCAAAUCGAGAUGAAAAUGGCCGAACUCAUCACAAAGAUUGUCCGCUCUUCGGGUACCCGUGGCUCAGACGAGGGGUACUACCACAGUUCCAACAUAACAAACACAAACCAGAGACCGAUGACAUCCACUGCUAAAGCCAAGCCCGACAGACCGUUGACGGGGAUGCACGGGGCGAUGCGUGGUAGAAACACAACACUCAUAGAAGGUGGUGAUCUGGGUGAACUGGAAAGCUCGCUAGAGUCGGCGCGAAAUGGACGCGAUAAUAUGAGUGGCAUCGUCAGGACGAUAGAGACGACGGUGAACAGCUUGCCAGCGCACGUCGUGGAGCCGAGUUCGCCCACCGAGGCCAAGCAUACGCGCGACUACCAGACAGUAAGUCUCGAAUUCAUACGACAUCUUCAGCGACAGGUCACUGACGUCGAUGCUUUUCCUCUGCAGAAAAAGCCCACAUUUUCCCAAAUCACCAAAUCAAUCAAAAUGGCCGGCUACAACAACAACCGUGGUGCCCUUCGGGGCGGUAGAGGUCGCGGCGAUUCCCGUCGUUCGCGCCGUCACCAUCCUUACAGUAACAACAACCAGCCCUCGCGGGCAUUCCCUCGCCCGGGAUCAAAGGCCGAAGCAACGGAGAAGAAGGCCUACUGGCGCCAACAGGCUGCCAUCCAUCAUCAAAAGAUGGAGGAGCAGAAACAGCUCUUCCGUAAUGCCUGCAAGAAGAUCGCCGAGUGGGAGAUGAAGGAGAAGGAAGCCGAAAAGGCCGAGAAGGAGGAGGAUGACAAGAAGGACCAGUAG